CGGCUUUACCGGGCUCUACCUGCGUGUCAUUCAUAAGAAAAGACGGUGCUGUGUAAGGGGCAUUUACAGUCACUGUAAUUAUUUCACCGUAAACAUGGCGGGUUACCUUAAAGCUCUGACGACCGUGUCCAGAUGUGCGGCCGCUGCGCUGUCGCCAAACCCCGCGGUGCUCUCACCGGCCGCCGUCUGCCAGCACCAGCUGCAACAGAGGAACUAUGCCACAAAGCGCAUCAAGGUGGACCAGCCGGUGGUGGAGAUGGAUGGAGACGAGAUGACUCGCAUCAUAUGGGAGUUCAUCAAAGAGAAGCUCAUCCUGUCCAAUGUUGAUGUUGAGCUGAAGUACUACGACCUGGGUCUGCCCUACCGUGACCAGACAGAUGACCAGGUCACCAUUGACUCUGCUCUGGCAACUAAAAAGUACAAUGUGGCUGUGAAGUGUGCCACCAUCACACCUGACGAGGCUCGAGUGGAGGCGUUUAAGCUAAAGAAGAUGUGGAAGAGUCCUAAUGGAACCAUCAGGAACAUCUUGGGUGGCACAGUUUUCCGCGAGCCAAUCCUUUGUAAAAACAUCCCUCGUCUCGUUCCCGGUUGGACACAGCCCAUAACAAUUGGCAGACAUGCUUUUGGCGAUCAGUACAGGGCCACAGACUUUGUUGUUGACCAACCUGGCAAGUUCAAGAUGGUGUUUGCUCCAGCUGACGGAAGCAAGCAGAAAGAGUGGGAGGUGUACGACUUUCCCUCAGGAGGCUGUGGGAUGGGAAUGUACAACACUGAUGAGUCCAUCAGUGGAUUUGCUCACAGCUGCUUCCAGUAUGCCAUCCAGAAAAGGUGGCCUCUGUACAUGAGCACCAAGAACACCAUCCUCAAGGCCUACGACGGACGCUUCAAAGACAUUUUCCAGGACAUCUUCGAGGCGAAGUACAAGCCAGAGUUUGACAAGCUGAAGAUCUGGUAUGAACACCGUCUCAUUGACGACAUGGUGGCUCAGGUCCUGAAGUCUUCUGGAGGAUUUGUUUGGGCCUGCAAGAAUUAUGAUGGAGACGUGCAGUCAGACAUCCUGGCUCAGGGUUUUGGUUCUCUUGGUCUCAUGACAUCAGUGCUAGUGUGUCCUGAUGGAAAGACUAUCGAGGCUGAAGCUGCACAUGGCACCGUCACCAGGCACUACCGUGAACACCAGAGGGGAAGACCAACCAGUACCAACCCCAUCGCAAGCAUCUUUGCCUGGACCAGAGGACUGGAGCACAGAGGCAAACUGGACGGAAAUCCUGAUUUGAUCAAGUUCUCCCAGACAUUAGAACAAGUCUGUGUGGCAACUGUGGAAAACGGCGUGAUGACCAAGGACCUCGCAGGCUGCAUCCAUGGCUUGGCCAACUGCAAGCUGAACGAACAUUAUGUCAACACAUCGGACUUCCUGGAUGCCAUCAAGACCAACUUGGACAAAGCUCUUAGAAAAUAAGGACCAAAUGAAAGACACCCUUGCCAAUGGACUUACCCUGUUUUUAGCUCAUUUUUACCCUACAUUUGUAUGAAUCUUUGUAUACAAUUUCGAAGGAAUUGAGUUUGCUAUUUUCAGUGCCAAUUUUUGUAUUUGUAUGGCUCACUGACACAUACAUGUGUCCAUGUUCCUCAGUUUUGUAUUGCACAAUUGAGUGAUUUUAAUGUAUGAAUUAAUAUUAAUGCUAAUGUUAACUUAUAAGGGCCAUCUUACAGAAUUUUCAGUCUUUCAUAUUUAAUUACAAUGUAUAUUCAGGGAAAACUGUGUAUAAACACAGACAAAAAUGCUAACCACUUAAUAACAUGCAUUGUAUGGA
This is a messenger RNA of Plectropomus leopardus (leopard coralgrouper), 1811 nucleotides long. NCBI's taxonomy places the organism in Eukaryota, Metazoa, Chordata, Actinopteri, Perciformes, Serranidae. The record is from RefSeq and is a predicted model, not a curated record.